Messenger RNA from Centropristis striata (black sea bass), 895 nucleotides. RefSeq names its product phospholipase A and acyltransferase 1-like (gene plaat1l). Lineage: Eukaryota; Metazoa; Chordata; Actinopteri; Perciformes; Serranidae. Gene Ontology annotation, molecular function: glycerophospholipid phospholipase A1 activity; A2-type glycerophospholipase activity. Bases 25 to 567 code for a protein of 180 amino acids. The record is from RefSeq and is a predicted model, not a curated record. The transcript has 5 exons. Gene Ontology annotation, biological process: N-acylphosphatidylethanolamine metabolic process. Gene Ontology annotation, cellular component: cytoplasm.
ACACAUGAGAUUUCAUCAGCCUGUAUGCAAAGCAGAUGGUGUGUGUGUGUGUUUAGUUUAAUUUCAGAAGCGGGUGAACAAAGUUGCAGUAAUAAAGCGACUGAACCGAUGGGCCUGAAAUAUUCUCACCCCAAGUUGUUCCCGGGAGACAUCGUGGAGUAUCCCCGGAACAAAUUCUUCUCUCACUUCGCCGUGUACUACGGAGAGAGGGAUGGCGUUCCCUACGUCGCUCACCUCACAUCCAGAGAUUCAGACACCAAGCUGCCGCUCUAUGGCCGAGCUCUGAGGUCAGAGGUCAAACUGGAUCCGCUGGAGAUGCUGGGAAAAAAGUACAAGGUCAGCAACAUGUUGGACGACUCGUUCCCGGUUAGGGACUUCCACACCGUGGUGAAGCCCGCCAUCGAGGACCUGAUGGGCCGUGAGGUGACCUUUGACAUCCUGUUUCAUAACAGCGAGCACCAGGCGACGCUCUUCAGGUACGGACACAAGAAAUCUCAACAGAUUGAGAGGAUUUAUGAGCACAUCAUGCCAACCUGGAAGAAACUGUUUGAAGAGAAAAAACUGUGAAACAGCUUCAUGUUUAGUUCUCAACUCAACCACCAGAGAGCGACGUCUUCCUCAUGUCAAGUAGAAGGUUACAUGAUGAAGAGAAAAAUACUUUUUUUUGAUUCAAUACCACACAAAUACAAUAAUAUGAGGAAAGAAGUUGUAAUUUUCACUGUUUUCUUAUUAUUUCACAAUUUGUUUUAUCGUCUUUCUAUUUUUGUCACAAAUAAAGUUUUCUCCUUUUAUUAAAACCGUUUCAAGACCUCUGAAAUAAAUCUUUAACAUUAAAGGGAUAUUCCUCCAUUUAUUUUACUAUUUGGUCAUAAUAAGAUGUGACUCAACACAUUUU